This is a messenger RNA of Brassica rapa (field mustard), 673 nucleotides long. RefSeq lists its product as uncharacterized. The record is from RefSeq and is a predicted model, not a curated record. NCBI's taxonomy places the organism in Eukaryota, Viridiplantae, Streptophyta, Magnoliopsida, Brassicales, Brassicaceae.
CUGACUCUAGAAUUGCUACCAAGAGUUGAUAAAAUAUUAUUAUUUGGCCCGUUCGACUUGAGCUAAACACUCUAAGUGAAUAAGAGGGUCUUUGAGGCUUUUGUUUUAGGCCCUAGUCGGACAUAUUGGAGUAGUGAAGCAAAGAAGCAAGCAAGAGCAUAAUACACUUUCCUCCUUUGACGCAGGUAGAACAACUCCAUCACUCACAAAGCUUAGACCUUUACUUACAGUUGUUGGUUGGACAAUGAAGAAGGGAAUACAUCCACAGAUGCAAUGGAUCUCUUAUGUGACACAGAGCGGUAGAUUGAUGCACGUCAUGAUGACAAGGAUCCACCAUGUUGGCAAAGUCUAUCACUUUGGCGCUAAGCAUCAGUUGGCUCAAAGCAUUGGCCAGAUUGCCAAGUUCAAGCGUAGGUUUAACGAGCAAGAGGAAGAACCUUCCCAUGACAAUAACAUCGACAACCAGAACAAGUAACUGCCUACUCCAACUCUUCUUCUCUCUUUCCUUUCCUCAAAAACCAAAUUUGAACAAGGCUGAAGACUUUGCACUUUUGCUCAAGGCACUAUGAACCUUGCUUUUGUUUCUUCUGAUUGAUUUUCACAGUUCUUGAGUCGCACUGUUUCAUCAAUAAAAAAAUUAUUAUUGUUCUUUGAGAAGACUGAAUUAUUCACA